UUAGUUUAGAUUUUAAUUAGGAAAGUUUGAACUUUCAAUUUAUUAUAUAGAGGCAUGUAACCGAUGGGUAGUGGUGGUGUUUUUAUGAUGAAUUAAUUAAUUGGUUGAAACCUUGUGGUUUGCUUGGUCGUGAGACCUUCUUCCCCCUCCCCCUUUGUGUGAUUCUUCUCUUCUUCCCCACUACUCUGAGUUCAUUCGGGGUUUUCUUCCCUUUCUUCCCUAAGGCCCUCCAUCACACAUGAGUUUAGUAAUUGUAUUUAAAUAAAUGAUUGAAAAUUUGGUAAAAAAUGGAUACCAAAAAACUCCUGAUUCAGUUACAUUUAUGUUCAUUUAACUUCUUUUCUAAGAAUUUCAUGAUGGGAAUUUUGGGAUAACAUCCAAUAAAAAUAAGCUUUCAAAAAAGAAUAGUUGAAGUAUAUAAAUAAAAUUAAAUAUUUUCUUCAAUGAUGAUGGUGUCAAAUAAGCAACUAAAGUUAAGAAAUCCUUCAUAACAAAAGCUUAUUUCAUUCUCAAUAACAAUAUAUUCAUUACUCAUUUUUUACAUUGUACCUAAUGUAUUUUUUAUGGACCAUGUAUCAUAGCAACAUUACAUAUCUACAGCACGAGAACUAUCACGGCUAGGUGGAGUAUGUCAGGCACCAAUUGUACAACAUUUUGUUGAAUCUAUUUUAGGUUCAACAACAAUCAGGUGCUUUAAUCAAGAAGAGAGGUUUAUGGACACAAACCUCAAUCUAGUGGAUGUGUAUUCUCGACCGAAAUUUCAUUUCUCUGGUGCGAUGGAGUGGUUUUGCUUCCGUAUGGAUAUGUUGGCAUCCAUCACAUAUGCUUUCUUUUUGGCUUUCUUAAUCUCAGUGCCAAAGGGAGUACUUGGUCCUGGUGUUGCAGGUUUAGCAGUCACCUACGGGCUUUCUUUCACUAUGCGUGAGGUUGUAUGGGAUUUUUCAAAUCUUGAGAAUAAAAUCAUAUCUAUUGAGAGAAUUUUACAGUACACCUGCAUCCCUAGUGAACCACCACUGCUGGUAGAAGAAAAUAGUUUAGAUCAUGAAUGGCCAUCACAAGGAAAUGUUGAUAUUGUUGAUCUACAGGUUCAGUAUGCACCACAACUUCCUUUUAUCUUGCGAGGUCUCACAUGCACUUUCUCUAGAGGGAUGAAGAUUGGCAUCGUUGGGCGAACAGGAAGCGGCAAAUCAACUCUUGUACAGACUCUCUUUCGUAUGCUUGAACCCGUAUCUGGUCAAAUCUGGAUAGAUGGUAUCAACAUCUCUAAGAUUGGCCUCCAUGACUUGCGAUCUAGACUGAGCAUCAUCCCACAAGACCCCACAAUGUUUGAGGGGACUAUAAGAAGCAAUCUUGACCCGCUUGAGCAAUACACUGAUGAACAAAUAUGGGAGGUCUUAGAUAGAUGUCAGCUCAGCGAUGAAGUUAGAAAAAAGGAAGGGAAGCUUGAUUCUGUAGUGACUGAGAAUGGAGAGAAUUGGAGCAUGGGUCAAAGGCAACUAGUAUGUUUAGGGCGGGUAUUACUCAAGAGAAGCAAAGUGUUAGUACUUGAUGAAGCUACUGCAUCACUAGAUACUACAACUGAUCAUCUAAUUCAACAGACUCUUAGGCAACAAUUCUCAGGGUCUACUGUCAUCACAGUUGCACAUAGGAUAACAUCAAUUCUUAAUGCCGAUAUGGUCCUCCUCCUCGAUAAUGGUGUUUUAUUGGAAUUUGAUUCCCCAACUAAAUUGUUAGGGAUCAAGUCAUCAUCGUUUGCAAAGCUUGUGGAGGAGUAUACUCACAGAUUUAGUUGCUAGUGUUUGGGAAGCUAAUAAGUGAGUUUGUAAUAUUCAAAGUAAUGAGGCUGCAUUAAAGUAGUUGCAUUUUAUUUUGAGGACGAUAAAUUUUUAGAUCAAGGGUGCUUGUAAUUAUUAGAGUUCGCAUUGGCCUUUAGUUGUCAUAUCGAGGGUAGAAAAGAAGCUGAGAAGGGGGAAAAAAAGAAAUCUAUUUCUUCAUGCAUGUUUGUAAACCUUGGGAGAAUAUUUACAAAUCCGAUAGCAUCUCUAAACUAACACAAAUUUUUACUGCCUGUCA
This is a messenger RNA of Macadamia integrifolia, 2073 nucleotides long. Its product is annotated as ABC transporter C family member 3-like. Gene Ontology annotation, biological process: transmembrane transport. Lineage: Eukaryota; Viridiplantae; Streptophyta; Magnoliopsida; Proteales; Proteaceae. The record is from RefSeq and is a predicted model, not a curated record. The coding region runs from base 714 to 1796 and encodes 360 amino acids. The transcript is spliced from 6 exons. Gene Ontology annotation, cellular component: plant-type vacuole; vacuolar membrane. Gene Ontology annotation, molecular function: ATP binding; ATP hydrolysis activity; ATPase-coupled transmembrane transporter activity.